UGGUGGGCAAUGUAUCACUCUCUUGACUCCAUGCGCCAUGGUUCCUGGUCUCAGAAGUUCAACUCAGAUGAACUUCUCUACAGGACAGAAAGAAGCUGGGAGCUGACCAUUAAUAGACAUGAGGCGACUUCUCCUGAUUGCUAUCUUGGGGGUGGGCGCUCUGUCCGUCAUCCACGGCAGCCUGCUCAACUUCAAGGUGCUGAUCGAGAGGAUUACCCACAAAAACGCCCUCAUCCACUUCAAUGGAUACGGGUGCUACUGCGGAAAGGGCGGGAGAGGGAAGCCGAGGGACCAGACAGACAUGUGCUGCUAUAAACACGACUGCUGCUAUGAGGGUCUACACAGCAAGCAGUGCCACCCAUAUAUUGAUCACUACAGAUACCUGAUCAUCAAUGACGAUGUUAUCUGUGAGUACAGAAACAAUUCCCACUGUGCCGUGUUGGCGUGCGAAUGCGACCGUCAUGCAGCCCUCUGCUUCCGAAAGUAUGCCAAAACGUACAACAAGAAGUACCACCGUUACCCUUACGUCUUGUGCAAAGAAACCACCCCUAAAUGUCGAGGCAGCAAGAAGCCGAAGUAGGAAAGCCCGAGAAGCAGGCAAACCGGUUGCGGACUUGAUGCAGAGGAUUGCUUUGAGAGGGCAAUCUCUCCCGUGGGAAAGAGGACCAGAGCAGAAAUGCAGGGGUUUUUCUUGCUUAUGUGUUUUUCUGCGUGGAUUCCAAAGUCAGCAGCAUUUAUUGUUCGGAAUUUUUGAAAUCUCUGCAUUUCAAAGUUCACAUUUUGAUGUCAAAGGGACGCUCCCCACAAGCUGCAUCUUAAUUUGCAAAAUUGAUGUGUUGGCAUCUCAGUGCUUCUCUUCGCCCCAAGGACUAAAUCCAAGACUGUCUAUUACUGGAAAU
Podarcis raffonei (Aeolian wall lizard) is the source of this 899-nucleotide messenger RNA. RefSeq names its product phospholipase A2 group IIF (gene PLA2G2F). Gene Ontology annotation, molecular function: calcium ion binding; phospholipid binding. The transcript has 5 exons. NCBI's taxonomy places the organism in Eukaryota, Metazoa, Chordata, Lepidosauria, Squamata, Lacertidae. Bases 119 to 580 code for a protein of 153 amino acids. The record is from RefSeq and is a predicted model, not a curated record. Gene Ontology annotation, biological process: negative regulation of T cell proliferation; arachidonate secretion; lipid catabolic process.